AGCUACGGAGCAUCCUACGAUUUGGCAGCUCGACGCAAAAAUGCCACCAGGGAAUCAACGGCCACUUUGAAAGCUUGGUUAAAUGAACACAAGAAAAAUCCCUAUCCGACAAAGGGAGAAAAAAUAAUGUUAGCCAUUAUUACGAAAAUGACAUUGACUCAGGUAUCCACCUGGUUUGCGAAUGCUCGAAGACGACUGAAAAAGGAAAACAAAAUGACAUGGGAACCCAAGAAUCGUACCGAUGACGAUGAUGAUGGCAUCAAUUCGGAUGACGAUAAAGAUGACAAAGAUGAUGAGCCGGCUAAAGGGCAAUCAAUGCACUCGGGAAAUUCUCAAAUGGGUCAAUUGGCUGGUAGAAAGGAUCUCGACAAACACGAUUCCACAGAUGAAGAUCAUCAAAUGAAAUCCCUCAAUCAUCCUGGCGAUUUGCGUAUGGGUUUAAAUUUCCCCGGUUCUGGUUAUCCUGGUUCCAGUCAUCCGCAUAGCUAUCAUCCCUAUCAUCAACAUCCGGCCUACUAUCAACACCAACAGUCAAUGUUCUCUUCCAGCUAUCCACAUGCAAGCGGUGAGAGUUUGAUUGGCAAACACGAUGUUAACGAUCCAAAAAACCCCAUGAGCCGGGACUGUGGCGUACCAAUUCCAGCCAGCAAGCCGAAAAUCUGGAGUUUAGCCGACACAGUCGCCAGCAAAACACCACCACUACACUCGGCAGCCUACAUGAGUCAUCUGCAACAGCAGCAGAGGCAAAAUCUACAGCAGCAACAACAACAAAUGUCGCACCAGCAGCAGUCGCAUCCUAUGCAGCAGUUGCAGCAAAUGAGCAGUUUAAUACCGGCAGUUUCACAAAGUACCAACAACAACAGCAGCAAUAUGAUGAGUGGAAACUACAGCAUAAAUCCCUAUACACGGGGGCCCUCUACAGCUUACGAGAAUUUUCUAGGGGCUAUGGCUACCAACAAUAUGCCUCCUUACAACAACAGCAGCAACAACAUCAGCAAUACAACCAACAAUCACAACAGCAGCAGCCAAUCCACUUCCAACAACAAUCACAAUCACCACAGCAAUCCACAUCAGUCCAACUCUCAACAGCUUUCUCCCAACGCCCCGCCUACUACAACGCAAGUCCCAAACGUCCAUCAUACCCAACAACAGCAGCAACAACAACGAACACCCUCCACGACUCACCAGCGGGGGAUGGGGUUUCCCGAAGCCCAACCAGAUACUCCACCCCAAACUCCACCGAAUAUGAAAAUACCGAACGUUCAGUUGGCCACGAAUCUCUUGCUUACCGCUACUCAAGCCCAUAUGACCGCUACCUGCCACAACAUCAGCAGUAACCACCAUCCUCAGGGUAAUACCUAUGGCAACGGUUACAAUCGUUCCUAUGGCGACUAUUCACCAAGAGAUGAAAAUUCUGUUGGCAGUUCAUGCAGUUCCGGAUCGGCGUCCUCACAUGAUCCAGAACAAUUGGUAUACAAAUCGAUAUUUAAAAG
Molecule: messenger RNA, 1493 nt
Organism: Musca vetustissima
Lineage: Eukaryota; Metazoa; Arthropoda; Insecta; Diptera; Muscidae
Product: homeobox protein araucan-like
Exons: 2
Biological process (GO): cell development; regulation of transcription by RNA polymerase II; neuron differentiation
Cellular component (GO): nucleus
Molecular function (GO): RNA polymerase II cis-regulatory region sequence-specific DNA binding; DNA-binding transcription factor activity, RNA polymerase II-specific
Source: RefSeq, a predicted model, not a curated record